Molecule: messenger RNA, 1050 nt
Organism: Mya arenaria
Lineage: Eukaryota; Metazoa; Mollusca; Bivalvia; Myida; Myidae
Exons: 1
Coding region: 1-957 (318 amino acids)
Source: RefSeq, a predicted model, not a curated record
AUGUUCGGCAUAAGCUCUAUUGUCAAUUUGAAAGGAUUUAUUGGUUUCGCCGUGUGUAGUACCGUGUUGUUCUGUAUAUACAUAUCAAUAUAUUCUAAUGGAAGCGCACUUAACUAUGAAAAGGAUUUGCAGACAACUUUAAGAACCCAGCCAAGGCUGUUUAACAUUGCAGUGAAUGCCAAUUCGUAUUUGAGCAAAUGUCAGAGAGCUACGUUAAGGGUACCUGGUGGAUCACAGGCGCCUAUUUGUGUAUAUAAAGCUAGUGAGGAUAUUUGGGUCUCGGGCUCCAUUAUCAAACAUCAAAGCUGGGAAUGGGAAAAUGUUGUCACAGUUUGGAAACUAAUGAAACCGGUAAAAGACAUGGCUUUUCUUGACCUCGGAUGCAACAUCGGUGCAUUUACCAUUCCAAUGGCCAAACUUAGGCGCAGGGUGAUUGCGGUUGAUGCGAAUAAGGAAAACCUUAAGAUGCUGGCAGCGUCUCUUCAUCUUGGUGGACUGGAUGUAAAUGUAACCCUUGUAUGGAACGGCGUAUCGAAUGAAACGAAAUAUGUACAUCUUGUCCCAUCCACGAGCAAUGUUGGUGGUACAAAGAUAGAACAAUCGGUUAUACAAAGUCCUACAGACAAUGAAAAUAGUAUCAUUACGAUACAGUUAGAUGACAUGGUAACAAAAUGUGGUUCUGGUCCAUUCUUCAUGAAAAUGGACAUCGAGACUCAUGAAGCAAUGGCACUUCGGGGUGCUGCAACAUUCUUCAAAGAAAUUGACGUACGUUAUAUACUUAUGGAAUGGAUGCACUAUAAGGAUACGAAAGAUAAAAAGGAGGGCUCGUUCAUAACUGACUUCCUUUCUAAGAAUUCAUUCAUCCCGUGUCGAAUAUCUGACUCAAAAGAACUAGUGAUGGAAGAUGCAUACUCAUCAUGGCCAAAUGACAUUUUGUGGAUAAAGAAAUCAAUUUAGUUGUCGUUUGGGUGUUAAACGGAAUGAAUAGUUUAAAGUAUAGUUGUGUAUGUUUAUUAGUUUACAAGAACAUUUAAUAUGUGAUAAAUCAUU